Messenger RNA from Bubalus bubalis (water buffalo), 2427 nucleotides. RefSeq names its product mesenteric estrogen dependent adipogenesis (gene MEDAG). Gene Ontology annotation, cellular component: cytoplasm. Lineage: Eukaryota; Metazoa; Chordata; Mammalia; Artiodactyla; Bovidae. The transcript has 5 exons. The record is from RefSeq and is a predicted model, not a curated record. Bases 155 to 1066 code for a protein of 303 amino acids.
GCGCGGCGCCGGGGCCGUUUUCUCGGCGCAGUAGCCGCAGUUCUGCGCUCCUCGCCGGCGGGAACCUGAGCGGCGUCCCGGGGUCCCUGGCGGACCGAGUCGGGGCGCCGGCGCCUCCCCGGGGGCCAUCAACAGCGAGAGCACGAGCCCGGCCAUGGAGGGGCUGGAGAGCGCGCCCGCGGCCAGGCCGAGCCUGACGUCCAUCUCGUCGGGGGAGCUGCGCAGUCUGUGGACGUGCGACUGCGAGCUGGCCCUGCUGCCCCUGGGCCAGCUGCUGCGGCUGCAGCCCGGCGCUUUACAGCUGCGCGGCGACCAGCUUGUGGUGCCCGCGCCCGCGGAUCCCGCCUCCGCGCGCGGGGGCUUCAACGUCUUCGGAGACGGUUUCGUGCGCCUCGACGGGCAGCUCUACCGCCUGAGCAGCUACAUGAGGAGAUAUGUGGAACUGACCAACUACUGCGAUUAUAAAGACUACAGGGAAACUAUAUUGAGCAAACCAAUGCUCUUCUUUGUUCAUGUACAGACCAAGAAAGACUCCUUGAAAGAAAGGACAUAUGCGUUUCUUGUGAACACAAGGCACCCCAAGAUAAGAAGACAGAUAGAGCAGGGGAUGGACAUGGUCAUUUCCUCAGUGAUUGGAGAAAGCUACCGGCUCCAGUUUGAUUUUCAAGAGGCAGUAAAGAAUUUUUUCCCUCCAGGAAACAAGGUUGUUAACGGAGAAGAUUUGAGCUUUGCGUAUGAAUUCAAAGCCGAUGCAUUGUUUGAUUUCUUCUAUUGGUUUGGGCUCAGCAAUUCCACUGUAAAAGUGAAUGGAAAAGUUCUAAAUUUGUCAAGUACAAGCCCAGAAAAGAAGGAGACCAUUAAAUUAUUUCUGGAAAAAAUGAGUGAACCUUUAAUCCGAAGGAGCAGUUUUUCCGAUCGAAAAUUCAGCGUAACUUCUAGAGGUUCAAUAGAUGAAGUUUUUAACUGCAGUCUGUCACCCAGAUCAUCUCUGAUGGAGCCUCUUGUGGUAGAAUUGCCAUUUCCAUGCGUUCUGGAAUCUGAGGAGACACCAAACCCAUUUAUCUGAUUGGGCUGGAUAUUCCACAGUUCCUCCUACACCCCAGGCCUGUGCCAGCAUCGAGGGCUAAGGGGACGUGAGAGAGUGGGGAGGCGGGUACCUCCAGACCCUCUCCUCUGACAAGCCCCUUCCUUGCAUUUCCAAGAGCGAUGCCUUGGCAGUCUGAUGCAGCUGACUUCAGGAUGGGAGGCUUUGGCCCCACGGCUGGAGGGUUCCUCUCCUUUGAACACUUCUGCAAAGAGCCAGAGGGAAGCAGCAGGCAUCAUACCCUGGCAUACCCUGGCACCACAUACCCUGGCAUCCUGGGGGCUUCCCAGGCGGAGCCAUCCUACCCAGGGUUUGCCCCAAGAUGCUUCCUAUUUCCAGGUUUGGCCCUCUGCUUGGGGACAUCCCUGUCUGAACCUAAACCCAGCAAGUGUGAGGUUAGCAGUGCCACUGUCUUGCAAACCUGGCUGAGCAAAAAGUCCAGGACAUCUUUCUCCAGAAGUCAAGUCUGUCUUUCAUCCUGCUGGUGGGAUGAAACCUUAGGACAAACAGCGGAGGUGAGGCUUGAUGGAGGACCGGCCAGGCUGGUAGGAUUGCAAGCCUGCCCCCGCUGCCUGAAAUCUGAACUCCCGUGGCCUCCCUUUUAAAAAAGUGGCCUGUGCAGAGAGGGGCCAGGUGAUGCGAUACCACACAUGACGGGAAAAGGAUAAUGUAUGUGGCCGUGUCCUCUCUAAUAAAAGCACAUAGUGUCAGCUGGGUAUUUUAUAAGCUUUUAGCAAUCCUAACACUAAAAGCAAAAUAGAAGAAAGCUAUAUAUUACCAUAAUACAUUGUAGUCACAUCAAUAACAUUUUUCAUCUCAUAGCUACAGUGGAGUUCUUCAAAAAGAAAAAAAAAUCAUCCUAUCUACAUAUAAAAACCUGCAUGAAUGAAUUGCUACAUAGGCUUCUAAUGAGAAACAUUUGUGGGUCCUGAGUAUAAUUUUCUUAUCCUUUUAAAGAAUGUUCCUGUAUGAUGCAUUUUGAUAGCACCACCGAUUGUCCUUUCGUUUGUAUUUGAAAUGGUAUGUGCCAUAUUCGUGCAAUUAAAUGUUUCCUUAGCAUUCAACAUAGAAUUGAUUAAAUUUGUGACCAAUGUGUGUGACCAUUCCAUCAUGCUAUGCAGAUGGUAUGUUGGCCUUGUAACUUACUAACUUACAGUAAGAAUUGUGGUUUUAUAGCUACUUUCUCAGGAAGAGCCUUUUGGGGGACUUCCCCAGUGAUCCAGUGGUUAAGACUCUGUGCUUCCAAUGCAGGGGGUGCAGGUUUGAUCUCUGGUCAGGUAACAAGGAUCACGCAUGCUGCAGGGCACACCCAAAAAUAAAUAAACAAAAAUUUUUAAAAAGAA